CUUUCUUUGCGCUCGCACUCUCCCUCUUUCUCUCUCUCUCAAACUUUAUAUUUAAAAAUAGUGCAGUGUCAGGCAGCGGAGGGGUCUUGGAACAUGAUGGCAGCACGGAGUUUCUGGAUAUUUUUUGGAGUUGUAACUAUCCUCGGGGGUUUAAUGGUUCAGGUGCAGUGUAAUGAGGAGUCAAAGCUGAUCAGCGACUUGUUCAAAAACUACAACAAGAAUAUUCGCCCUGUGGUUCAUCCUGAAGACAAGGUGGAGGUUCAGAUCAAGCUGACCCUCACUAACCUUAUCUCUCUGAAUGAAAAGGAGGAGACUCUUACAACCAACGUGUGGAUUGAGAUUCAAUGGACUGAUUAUCGCUUUGUUUGGAACACAUCCGACUAUUACGGCAUUGAUAUUAUUCGUGUCCCAUACAACACGGUUUGGCUUCCUGACAUUGUCCUUGAGAACAACAUUGACGGCAAGUUUGAUGUGGCUUACUAUGCCAAUGUGUUGAUCAGCAGCAAUGGUUGGAUGUACUGGCUACCUCCUGCUAUCUAUCGUAGCACUUGUUCCAUUGAGAUCACCUAUUUUCCAUUUGAUUAUCAAAACUGCACACUAGCAUUCAGAUCCCAGACAUACAGUGCCAAUGAAGUGGUACUUAUCUUGGCUGUUGACGAAAUAGGCAAUACUAUUGAGUGGGUGGACAUCGACCCAGAGGCUUUCACAGAGAAUGGUGAGUGGGCUAUUGUCCAUCGUCCAGCCAGGAAGAUGAUCAACACACGGUAUUCCCCAGAUGACCUAGAGUAUCAGGAGAUCACGUUCAAUCUGAUCAUCCAAAGGAAGCCCUUGUUUUACAUAAUCAAUAUCAUCAUGCCAGUCUCCCUCAUCUCCUCAUUGGUCGUAUUGGCCUAUUUCCUACCUGCGCAAGCUGGAGGACAGAAGUUGACUGUAGCCAUCUCUGUCUUGCUGGCUCAGACUGUCUUCCUCUUUCUUAUUGCUCAGAAGGUCCCUGAGACAUCUCUCUCUGUCCCUCUCAUCGGCAAGUACCUGAUCUUUGUCAUGUGUGUCACUACUCUCAUUGCUACUAAUCAAAUUGUGGUGCUGAACUUCUCCCUGCGCAGCCCUAACACUCAUACAAUGUCCUACACCAUCAAACAUGUGUUCCUAGAGAUGGUACCUCGCUUCCUUGGCAUGUCCCCACUGGUGGAUUACAGUGAGGUGACAAAAGAGGUAAACGGAGUGAGGGAGCGUCGGCGAAGCUCCUUUGGCCUCAUGCAGAGAGCAGAGGAAUAUGUACUGAAACAACCUCGCAGUGAAAUGAUGUUUGACAAACAGAGAGAGAGGCAUGGUCUCACACAAUCGAUUGUGGAUAACAUAGACAUCAGCAGCACAGCUAACCUGUAUAAGAGUUUGGCCCAAGCUGCACCUGAAAUAAAGCAAUGUGUCGAUGCCUGCAACUUCAUUGCUGAGAGCACAAGACAACAAAAUAACACUGGAUCUGAAAUCGAAAACUGGGUACUGAUUGGGAAGAUGAUCGACAAGGUGUGUUUCUGGGCUGCCAUUCUUCUCUUCAUCAUCGGCACAGUGGGGAUCUUCCUAACCGGACACUUCAACCAGGUGCCAGAAUUUCCAUUUCCUGGCCAGAGCAAAAAAUAUGUCCCGAGUUAAAGAAAAAAGUCCUUUUGUUCUCUUGAAACUUUCCCAAGGGUCACUGUACCUCAUGCUGUGUAUAAGGCUGAGUGGUCUUGCUCAUUGACUCCCAGGCUCAGAUUCAGGGUUGAGUUAAGUCUGUGAAGCAGGGCUUUAAUAACAGAUAUUUAGCACCAAAUCUGUCUGUGUUCAUAAUCACAGCUCAGACUUAUAUUUGUUAACACUUGUCAUGCAGCUGAGAGUUUUCAUUCAAAUAUGCAGUUUAGUUUUAAGUUCUUCAUCCUAGUGUAAGCUCUUUGGAUGUGUACACUGAAAGGGUGGAUCAGGUCUGGUUAAAGAGUGGUGUUUUAAAUCAUCAUCACCAUCACGAUCAUCAUCAUCAUCAUAAACAUCAUACCAAUUGCAAUUAUUAUUUGUCCGGUUUGUAAAAGACUCAACAGCGUGAGUUCAAGCAAGUUCAGACUUUAGGUCAUAGGUGUAGUUAAUAUAGUUAGAGAAAAUGCUGAAGCCGAUUCACCACCAUGCUGAGAAAGUUAUCUGCAUUGAUGUGAAGAACUUUUUACAUCAAAACUACUAUGUCAUUGUUAUGUAUUAAAUAGAGCAACAGGCACUAUGUAGAACUGUAUUCAUAAAUAGCAAUAUAGAAGGUUCAUUGCCCAUCUUUCAUAUAUGUACCACACUGCAAAAAACAUAUCUACCAAAGUCUAGAUACGUUUCCCUGCAUGUACUAUGUCUUACAUGAAGAACCUGUGUAACAUGAACCAGCCAGCUCUGAAUCAAAGCCUUACUCUCCUUACUAUGACUUAUUUAUUAGAAAGUCUUGUUAGAGGUAGAUGGCUCAGAGGGAUAUUGU
Molecule: messenger RNA, 2485 nt
Organism: Xiphias gladius (swordfish)
Lineage: Eukaryota; Metazoa; Chordata; Actinopteri; Istiophoriformes; Xiphiidae
Gene: chrne
Product: cholinergic receptor, nicotinic, epsilon
Exons: 12
Coding region: 94-1650 (518 amino acids)
Biological process (GO): signal transduction; chemical synaptic transmission; regulation of membrane potential
Cellular component (GO): postsynaptic membrane; neuron projection; synapse
Molecular function (GO): transmembrane signaling receptor activity; acetylcholine-gated monoatomic cation-selective channel activity
Source: RefSeq, a predicted model, not a curated record